AUGUCUCAAAAUCAAUGGUAUAUUUAUGAUCAACAUCCAAUAUAUUCGCUCGGCGAUUAUGGAUGUGAUCGUUAUCGUCAAGUUAAUAAGCAAUACUUUUAUGAUUUACGGGAAAAAUGUUUAGAAUCUAAAUUGCUUUUUGAGGAUCCUGUAUUUCCUGCAAGUGAUGAAAGUUUAUUGCCAGAUUCAAAAGAUCAGUAUGAAUGGCUUCGUCCAUCAGAAAUCUGUGAGAAUCCUCAAUUCUUCGUCGAAGGCUACUCUCGAUUUGAUGUACAGCAAGGUGUUCUUGGCAAUUGCUGGUUUAUUGCAGCUGUAGCUAAUCUUACACUCAAUCCAAAGCUUUUCUUAAGAGUUGUAUGCGAAGACAAUACCUUUGAUGAAGAUCUUUAUGCCGGUAUUUUUCAUUUUCGGUUUUGGCAAUUCGGUAAAUGGGUUGAUGUUGUCAUUGACGAUCGCUUACCAACGAAAGACAAAAAGCUUGUAUAUAAUAAGUCAACAGACGAAAAUGAAUUUUGGCCAGCACUACUUGAGAAAGCAUAUGCAAAAUUACAUGGAAGCUAUGAGGCACUUGUUGCUGGACAUGCAAGUGAAGCACAUGAAAAUUUUUCUGGUGGAAUUACUGAAUAUUAUAACUUAAAUAGUGAUGAAGAAAGUGCUUUAAAUUUGAAGCACAUCCUCAAAGGGCUUGAGAAAAAUUCAAUGAUGGCAUGCUCAAUAAGGCAAUAUGAGACAGACACUGGACCAAAUAGAACACCAGAAGGUUUAGUGAGAGGUCAUGCAUAUUCAGUUACAAAAGUACAGCAUGUUAAGCUUAAUGGAGGAGGUGAAAUUCUGCUGCUACGGUUGAGGAAUCCUUGGGGAAAUGAAGUAGAAUGGAACGGUCCAUGGAGUGACAAAUCAAAAGAAUGGCAACUUAUACCAGAACAUGAAAAAGAGGAAAUCGGCUUAACCUUUGACUUUGAUGGUGAAUUCUGGAUGACUUAUGAUGACUUUCUGAAUCAUUUUGACAUCUUAGAGAUCUGUAAUUUAUCAUUUGAGUUAUUAACUGAUCAGCAAAUUAUAGGCUUAAAAAGGAAGUUUAGUUUGAAUCAGUUUCGCGGAGAAUGGGUAGCUGGUGUGUCUGCUGGUGGAUGUGAUGAUCCAGAGAAGUUUUAUCGUAAUCCACAGUAUAUAAUCCGUCUUAGAACUCCAGAUCAUGACAGUGAAGAUGGAAAAUGUUCAGUUGUUAUUGCAUUAAUGCAAAAUAAUCGUAAAAUUAAGAAAGAAGGCUUAGAACUGCUUUACAUUGGCUUCAAUAUGUAUUCACUAUCUGAGAGUGAUUUAAAGCAAAAACCAUUCAGGAAGGAUUUCUUUGAACGGAAAGAGAAUCUGACAGAUGGAAUGACAUUUGUUGACUUACAUGAAAUGAGUGCUCGAUUUAAACUCCCUCCUGGAUAUUAUUUGAUUGUUCCAGCUACUUUUGACGUCAAUGAGGAAGGGGAAUUUUUGAUUCGUGUUUUUACAGAACAUGAAAGUAAAUUUGAGGAGCAUGACGAUGCAGCUGAGAUAAGAGAAGUUGACUCGAUGAUCGCUGACAAUCUUCCAGAUAUCAAUUUCCCAUCAGACAAUUGGUUGCAAAUUGAGAAAUUCUUCUAUGACAUUGCUGAUGAUAGAAAGGAAAUUGGCUGGAUUGAGUUGAAGAAAAUAUUGGAAUUUUCUAUGAUGGAAACAAAUGCUAAUUUAGCUGCAAAGCAAACAGCAGAAAGUAAGCAAGAAGAACAAAGACCCCAAAGAAAUUUUCUGCAAAUUAUCUGGGAUUCUAUGACUUAUAAAGAGAUUUUAGAUCCACAAGUAGGAGUAUCGAUGUUUAGUAAUGUUAUUAAUGAUGGAAUUCUACAAGCAAUGAAUCCUGCGCAAGAUCCAACACAUGUGGAGUUUUCAAAAGAAGUUUGCCGCUCGAUGGUUGCAAUGCUGGAUUAUGAUCGAUCAGGCAAACUAGGAAUGGAUGAAUUCAAGAAAUUGAUGUUUGAAAUAGCCAAAUGGACGAUUGUAUUCAAACUGUAUGACAAAGACCACAACAAUAAAUUGGACACUCAUGAGCUACGUAAUGCUCUAGAAUCAGCUGGAUAUCGGCUAAAUUACCGAAUUUUAAUUUCACUUGUGUAUCGUUAUGGAUCAACUGAUAAAACAAUGACAAUUGAUGACUUCAUCAUGUGUGCUGUUAAAGUUAAGACAAUGAUCGAGAGAUUUAAAGAGAAAGAUUAUUACAGAAGGAAUCAAGCGCUGUUUACCAUUGAAGAAUGGAUUGAACAAGCUCUUUAUUCGUGAUUAUUUGGCUCCAUCACCAGUUCAAACCUGCAAAAAAUUCAUAUUAUUUGUUUAACAUCAUUUAUAAAAGAUCCCCAACAAUUUUUUUAAAAGAUUAUGAACUUCAUGAACUGUUGUUACCUUGCAAAAAACUAUAAUAAGUAUUCCAUAUAUAUAUAAGCUAAUUGUAUUGAAACCACAUGACCAAU
This is a messenger RNA of Chironomus riparius, 2495 nucleotides long. The record is from the annotation of a GenBank genome assembly. NCBI's taxonomy places the organism in Eukaryota, Metazoa, Arthropoda, Insecta, Diptera, Chironomidae.